This is a messenger RNA of Vitis vinifera (wine grape), 1528 nucleotides long. Its product is annotated as beta-amyrin 28-monooxygenase-like. The record is from RefSeq and is a predicted model, not a curated record. Gene Ontology annotation, biological process: sterol metabolic process. Bases 1 to 1449 code for a protein of 482 amino acids. Lineage: Eukaryota; Viridiplantae; Streptophyta; Magnoliopsida; Vitales; Vitaceae. Gene Ontology annotation, molecular function: oxidoreductase activity, acting on paired donors, with incorporation or reduction of molecular oxygen; heme binding; iron ion binding. The transcript is spliced from 3 exons.
AUGGAGCUCUCUUUACUCCACAUACUUCCAUGGGCCACCCUCUUCACCACUCUUUCUCUUUCAUUCCUCAUCUACAAGCUCAUGAUCAUCUCCCAUGGCACACCCAGAAACCUUCCGUCCGGCAAUACCGGUCUGCCCUAUAUCGGAGAAAGCAUCCAGUUCCUCUCCAAUGGCAGAAAGGGUCAUCCCGAGAAGUUCAUUUCUGAGAGAAUGUUGAAGUUCUCAUCCAAAGUUUUCAAGACCUCACUCUUCGGAGAAACUGCUGCAGUCUUCUGUGGCUCGGCCGGGAACAAGUUCUUGUUCUCCAACGAGAACAAGCUUGUGACCGCAUGGUGGCCGAGCUCCGUAAACAAAAUCUUCCCUUCCUCUCUGCAAACCUCCUCGCAGGAAGAAUCAAAGAAAAUGAGAAAGCUGCUUCCGGGCUUUCUCAAACCCGAAGCCCUCCAAAGAUAUAUCAGUAUCAUGGACGUGAUAGCUCAGAGGCACUUUGAGUCCAGCUGGAACAACAAGGAAGAAGUCACAGUCUUCCCGCUAGCCAAGAUGUUCACAUUCUGGCUGGCUUGUCGUCUGUUUUUGAGCGUAGAAGACCCCGACCAUGUCGAAAAGCUUGCAGAGCCCUUCAACGAACUGGCCGCCGGAAUCAUAGCCCUACCUAUUGAUUUGCCUGGGACGUCAUUUAACAAGGGGAUCAAAGCUUCAAACCUGGUCAGAAAGGAGCUUCAUGCAAUAAUCAAGAAGAGGAAGAUGAAUCUUGCGGACAACAAGGCGUCGACGACGCAGGACAUAUUGUCACAUAUGCUUCUCACUUGUGAUGAGAAUGGAGAGUACAUGAAUGAAGAGGAUAUAGCUGAUAAAAUUCUUGGGUUGCUCGUCGGAGGUCAUGACACAGCCAGUGCUACCAUUACUUUUAUUGUCAAGUUUCUUGCAGAGCUGCCUCAUGUUUACGAUGAAGUUUUCAAGGAACAAAUGGAGAUAGCAAAAUCAAAGGCCCCAGGUGAGCUGUUGAAUUGGGAGGACAUUCCAAAGAUGAGGUAUUCAUGGAAUGUAGCAUGUGAAGUGAUGAGACUGGCACCACCCGUUCAAGGAGCUUUCCGAGAAGCCAUGAAUGACUUCAUCUUCGAGGGUUUCUCCAUUCCAAAGGGAUGGAAGCUGUACUGGAGCACGCACUCGACCCACCGGAACCCGGAGUUCUUCCCCAAGCCGGAAAAAUUCGACCCCUCGAGGUUUGACGGAAAGGGACCAGCCCCUUACACCUAUGUGCCUUUCGGAGGAGGACCCAGGAUGUGCCCUGGCAAAGAGUAUGCUAGAUUGGAAGUACUAGUGUUCAUGCACAAUUUAGUGAGAAGGUUCAAAUGGGAGAAGCUGCUGCCAGAUGAGAAGAUUAUAGUAGACCCCAUGCCCAUUCCUGCAAAAGGCCUUCCCAUUCGCCUCCAUCAUCACCAACCCUAGACCUAUGUUAUGAACAUCAUAUAUACUCUCUUCAAUGAUAUUGUAGCAUUCAGAAUGUGUCUGUAUGUCUUCUUUCAAU